AUGAAUUUAGAUGGCAUCUUGUUUAAUGCGAGCGCAUUUAUAGCUGGCCUGUUUCUCUUAGAAUUCGGUGCUGAUCGUUUUAUUGACCACACGGCAAUUGUCGCCAGCCGUCUCGGCGUCUCUCAGACACUGAUAGCUUUGCUCACUGCAGGUGCAGAAUGGGAAGAGCUCGCUGUCGUUGUAGCGUGUAUCCUCCAAAAUCGCUCGUCGCUCGCACUUGGCAAUGUCGUCGGCUCCUCAAUCUCAAAUAUUCUGGGAGCAUUCUCCUUAGGUCUCCUCUUUCACCCGGGCCGAAUGGUAUUUGAUCGAAGCGCAAAGUUGUACGCUGGCAUACUGUUUCUGGUGACCACGAUCUUUACGUUAGUCGCUCUGACGACAGGCCUUGGCAGGGUCGCGGGAGGCCUUUUCAUCGCAGCGUUUGCUGUGUAUCUGGUGUCGAUUGGCUACGGGAUUUACAGGGGUGCGUUAGAUGCCCCAGAGCGCUUGGAUAGCGACAGCGACAGUGAUAGCGAUGACGAUGGAAGCACCCAUGGUGGCGACUCAGAGGCACAGCAUCUGCCAACUGAAACAUCUCCUUUUCUCCCCAAUGGAGCUAGUGGAGGCCGUUCGGCACACAAACAUAGUCUUAUCUAUCAUACUGUCCAGCUCAUCCUCGGCUUUAUAGCACUGUCGAUAUCGGGAUACGUUCUCUCCCACAGCGCCGCCUCGAUCGCCGACGAGUUCGGAUUAUCCAACACAGUCCUCGGCGUCACAGUCUUGUCAUUCGCCACCACAUUGCCCGAGAAGUUCGUGGCCGUUAUCGGUGGCGCGCGCGGGCAUGGCGGCAUCGUUGCCGCAAGUACGGCGGGAAGCAAUAUCUUCCUCCUCACUCUGUGUCUUGGAAUAACGUUCGUGGCGGGGGAUCAGGUGGAGCUCGCGGACUCGGUGGUGCCGUUCGAGUUGCUUGUUACUUGGGCAUCGUCGGCGCUGUUUUGCUUGCUUGUGUUUUUAGGAUCAGAGCGUUGGGUUGGUGGUUUGCUACUGGUGUUGUAUGUUGCGUUUAUCGUGUUGGAGUUCACGGUGUAUAGGAGAUGA
Molecule: messenger RNA, 1074 nt
Organism: Pseudogymnoascus destructans
Lineage: Eukaryota; Fungi; Ascomycota; Leotiomycetes; Thelebolales; Thelebolaceae
Exons: 2
Coding region: 1-1074 (357 amino acids)
Biological process (GO): intracellular calcium ion homeostasis; calcium ion transmembrane transport
Cellular component (GO): membrane
Molecular function (GO): calcium, potassium:sodium antiporter activity; calcium channel activity
Source: RefSeq, a predicted model, not a curated record